AUGGCUACUACUUCAUCGUCACCGUUGCUGGCGACAGCCGCCAAGAAGGCUGCAGAUCUCUGCCCUCGGAUGCUGGAGAAGCUCGUCAGAAGGUAUCACUCCACCCCCGUCGCUCUCGAGAGGGCUUUCCACACGGAAGUAACGUCCUCUACUAAGUCUACCUCGACAACGCCGGCCGUUGCAUCCGAAAUGCGCUAUCCAUUCGCUGGUGUGACUCUCUGGAAACCCGACCCCGUGUCAGGCAACUGGGUUCCUGAGGCGGCUAUUCUCCCUUCCUCGGCAUCCCUGCGCUCCACUGUCGCCAGCCACAGCGAUAGCGCUUCGGAAACGCGGUUCCGAUCGAUUCCACGUGCCUCGAUGGACGAGCGUGCGUGGUGGUCAUCUGAGGAGUUCUCGAUGGAUCGCAAGCACCGGUCAUCUUAA
This is a messenger RNA of Closterium sp. NIES-65, 423 nucleotides long. The record is from the annotation of a GenBank genome assembly. NCBI's taxonomy places the organism in Eukaryota, Viridiplantae, Streptophyta, Zygnematophyceae, Desmidiales, Closteriaceae.